AUGCAAACACAAAAUCCUCCACCAGUACUGGUCCUACACAUACAAGAGAAGGAUCAUACAAAGAGGACCACAAAGAGGACCACAAAGAGGACCACAAAGAGGAUCAUACAAAGAGGACCACAAAGAGGACCACAAAGAGGACCACAAAGAGGACCACAAAGAGGACCACAAAGAGGAUCAUACAAAGAGGACCACAAAGAGGACCACAAAGAGGACCACAAAGAGGACCACAAAGAGGACCACAAAGAGGACCACAAAGAGGACCACAAAGAGGACCACAAAGAGGACCACAAAGAGGACCACAAAGAGGACCACAAAGAGGACCACAAAGAGGACCACAAAGAGGACCACAAAGAGGACCACAAAGAGGACCACAAAGAGGACCACAAAGAGGACCACAAAGAAACGAGUAAAACCCUGAAUAAACCAUUUGAGUAUCUUUAG
Molecule: messenger RNA, 444 nt
Organism: Procambarus clarkii (red swamp crayfish)
Lineage: Eukaryota; Metazoa; Arthropoda; Malacostraca; Decapoda; Cambaridae
Source: RefSeq, a predicted model, not a curated record